This is a messenger RNA of Hyphopichia burtonii NRRL Y-1933, 2688 nucleotides long. RefSeq names its product Pga25p (gene PGA25). The transcript has a single exon. Lineage: Eukaryota; Fungi; Ascomycota; Pichiomycetes; Serinales; Debaryomycetaceae. The record is from RefSeq and is a predicted model, not a curated record. The coding region runs from base 98 to 2341 and encodes 747 amino acids.
AACUCUUUUCCUUGGUUUAUACCCUGUACCCCCAUUCAUUCGUUUGAAAUCAUCAAGAUUUGUCUGCAAAAUAUAAUUCAAGGGAAAGAUAUUUAAUAUGAAAGUUAAUACCUUGUUUCAAUCUAUAGUGGUGUACACUGCUGUGGCCCAUGCUAUUAAUCAACAGCAAAUUGACUUGGAUUCUAAUGACAAUGGCUUAGCCAAGCGUGGUCUUUUCAGUUCUAUAUUCGGUUCAAAGAAUUCAGACUCUGAUAACACUGACUCCACCGAGUCCACUGAUUCCACUGAUUCAACUAAUGCUAACGACUCUAUUGAUUCAACUAAUGAAUCUUCUGCAGUGAACAAUUCCACUUCUUCAUCUUCCUCCUCCUCGUCCUCCUCCUCCUCAGCUUCUUCGACUUUGGUGCCUACUGUUGCGAACGCUGUGGCACAAGCUACUGAUUCCUCUUUGGAUUCUUCCUCUUCAGAACCUUCUUCUACUUCUAAAGGUCUCUUGGAUAGUCUUUUGGAUCCUGAUUCUGAUUCCUCCAGCUCGCAAAGCUCUUCAACUGUUGCUUCUUCAUCAUCCUCCAGCUCUUCCAGCUUGACUUCAUCCUCUGCUGAUCCUUCUUCCUCCUCAGAUUUCCUUGAUGAUAUUUUAGGCUCCGAUUCUAGCUCAAGUACUUCUCAAACCGUUGACGCUGCCUCAGCUACUGCUGCUUCCCGUCAUGGUUUGAUGAAUUUGAUAAAAGGAAAUGAUUCAAGCUCUUCAACCGAAGCUUCAUCCACCCUUUCUUCAAGUAUCGAUCCUUCUUCUAGUUCAGAUCCUUCUUUACUCAAUAAAAUCUUAGGUACCAACUCAACUUCAACAGAAGAUGACGAUGAUGAUGAAGAUGAAGAAGACUGUGAUGAUGAUGAUGGUGGUGAUAAUACCACAACUACUACUUCCACCCCAGGUGAUGGUACUACUACUUCAUCUCCAACUACUACCACAAGAACUUCAUCUCCAACCAACACUACAGUUCCAGAUGAUGAUGAUGAUGACGAUGAUGGAGAAGAUUGUGACGAUGAUACAACUACCUCAUCUCCAACUACAACCGCUAUUCCAGGUGGUGAUGAUGACGAUGAUACUGCUACUACUACUACUAAAGGGUCUCCUCAAGAUAACACUACUACUAGAACUUCAUCAACCACCACUACUGCUGCUGGUGGUGACGACGAUGACGAUGAUGAUGAUGACGAUGAAGACUGUAUCGAUGGUACCACCACUACACAAUCUCCUGGAGAUGGAACUAUUACCACUACUUCAGCAGCAACAACCACUAUUUCAGAUCAAACUAAUGGUGGCUCAGGUAGUGGCUCAGGUAGCGGAUCAGGCAGCGGAUCAGGCAGUGGAUCAGGCAGUGGAUCAGGUAGUGGAUCAGGUAGUGGAUCAGGUAGUGGUUCUGAUGGAAACGUUGUUACCAUCACCGAAUACUAUACUACCACUAUUACCACUGUCAAGAAUGGUGCACAAACUACUUACACAACUGCAUUGGCAACUGCUACUACCACUGUUUCAAGCGAAUCAGAAAAUGACGAUGAUUAUGAAUAUGUAACUGAUGACGACGACGACGAAUCUUGUGACACUGCAGUAUCUACUGCUACAUCUACUGUUGCUGCAGGCUCAGGAUCUUCUGGCUCCUCAGGAUCUUCUGGUUCCUCAGGAUCUUCAGGUUCCUCAGGAUCUUCAGGUUCCUCAGGAUCUUCAGGCUCCUCAGGAUCUUCAGGCUCCUCAGGAUCUUCAGGCUCAUCAGGCUCAUCAGGCUCCUCAGGCUCUUCAGGUUCAGGUGUUUCAUCAGGUUCUGGAUCGGGCUCAAACUCUGGAUCAAGUUCAGGUUCUGGCUCAGGUUCAUCUACCGAUGUUUGCGAUGAUUAUGAUAGUGACGAUUACGAUAGUGAUGAAGAUGAUGGAGAUUCAUGCUCUAACGUCGACUGUGAUGAUGUUAGUUGUGAUGCUGACUCUGGUUCAACCUCUACUGUUACUGCUGCCACCACUGUUAAAACUACUGCUGCUGCUGAAGCCAAGUAUCCAACUACUGUUGCUGCUGGAGCUGCUGGAACUGCUGGUGCCGAUGACGACUGUGUUCCAACCACCGUCACCACCACCGCUACCACCACUGCCUUACAAACCACCACUGCUUAUGUUACCGUUGGUGCUAAGAAUGUGGAGGAUAUCAAACAACGUUCCAAUGAAACCUCAGCAUCUGGCUCAGCAGGUUCUGCCUCUGUUGCUCAACAAUCUAAGAAUGCCGGUAAUAUCGUCACCGCCCCAGGUAGCUUGAUAACUGUCUUGGCUAUUGUUAUGGCUUCAUUAUUAUAAGAUGCUUGAUCUAUGACAAAAAAAUUGCAAAAUACCUUAAUACUUAAAAAAAGAAAAAAACUACAAAAUCCUUUAAAAGCUAAUGAUACACGAAAAUCUAUCUUCACAAAUGUAUAAUACUUAAUAUCUCUGAAUCUAUGCUUACAAUGGUUAUGGUAUCAAAACAAUUAGUUGGUUGUAUAUACCAUUUUCUUGCAAAGCAGGGUCUUUCCAAAAUAUACCUUUUAAUUACUUAUUUAACUUUCUAAUUCUCUGGUCACCCCUUUUUUAUCUUAUUUAAUUAAUUGAUGAUUAUUUCUACUUUUCGAUUACUUCAAUUUUCGGUGUCAUUAACGACAAUAUUUUUU